Messenger RNA from Alosa alosa (allis shad), 1757 nucleotides. Its product is annotated as interleukin-6 receptor subunit alpha-like. Gene Ontology annotation, cellular component: membrane; external side of plasma membrane. The coding region runs from base 11 to 1099 and encodes 362 amino acids. Gene Ontology annotation, molecular function: protein binding; cytokine receptor activity. Gene Ontology annotation, biological process: cytokine-mediated signaling pathway. The transcript is spliced from 8 exons. The record is from RefSeq and is a predicted model, not a curated record. Lineage: Eukaryota; Metazoa; Chordata; Actinopteri; Clupeiformes; Clupeidae.
CUUUGGCCUCAUGGAUGUAGGAAAUUACAGCUGCUACAGACAGGGGGCGCUGAUGAGCAGUGUGAACAUCACACUUGGAACUCCGCCAGUGCGGCCCACUCUGUCAUGCUACAGGAGGUCACCUGGCAGCAACAUCCGCUGUGAUUGGACAUCGCCACAACCCGUGGUGCCCAUUCCCAAGUGCUACAUCCUGCUUGAGAAAAGCCGGCGUGCCUCAGUAGUGAAGUGUUCCUACUCUGUGCUCUACUCACGCUGCUGGUGCGUGCUGGAGGCUGUGGGGAUGGACAGGAGUGUGUACGCGGCCAGGCUGUGUGUGACCAACGCGGCCGGCAACGCCACAAGCCCUGAGGUCCGCUUUACAGCAGAGAACGCCAUAAAGCCAGACCCUCCGGCUUCAGUGAGGGUGAGUGGGGUGGAGGGCGGGGAGAGGAUGCUGGGCGUGGCCUGGUCUUACCCCGCCUCCUGGAGGAGGGGCUUCUACUUAUUACGCUUCCAGCUAAAGUACCGACCAACGCAAAGAGAAAAGUAUCAGACAGUAGAGACUGAGGCCCAGUCCUGGACCAUCACAGAUGCUCUGCCUCACACUGACUAUGAGCUGCAGCUGCGGGCCAGAGAGGAAUUCAGCAUCGGCCACUGGAGUGACUGGAGCCCACCUGUAUACGCCCGCACCUGGACAGCAGCAGUUCUGGAGUUGACUACCCCCUCUCAGGACCCUGUGUGGAUUGAGGAAGGCUCUGGAUCUGGUGAAGACAUAAUGACAGAUGCAGCCGUGUCCGAGGACUCGUUUGACAUGUUUGGCAGCGUGUUUGGCGUCUGCGUGCUGGCGGGAAUGGUCAUUCUGCUGUCGGUGUAUGUGUUUAGACACAGGAUGCGUUUCGCGUCCACGCUGGGUAAGCUGGGUUCAGCCUCAGCCUCUGCAGCACCCCCUGCUUCCCGUCCUCAGCCACCCGCCCUGGAGGAAGACAAGCCUCUGAUGUCACCCGUCAGCCCCACGCCCUCACAGUUCACCUUGCAGCAUCAGCUCCCCCCUGUACAGGAGGACAGUGGCCAGAAUGUCCAUUUCCACAACAUGGGCUACUUUCUAGUGCCCAAGGAAUGAAGAUGACACAAAGGACUAAAAACACUUUGCUGAUUCGAAAUGAAUCCAACCGUUUCAGAAAGUUUAUACUUUACCUCUGUACCUGUUUACCUCAAGUUUGUACUUAGUUUUUCAUGGCUUGGUUGUGGUCAAAUAUAUUUUUUUUCAGCUUUCUAUCUGAGUGAAAUGACCCUGAAGUGAUAGCAAUGAUAAAAAACUGGUAAGAUUCUCUCAAGUCUAAAGAAAGGUGCUUCCUUUCUCAUCUACACUGGGCAAUCCUUUACUAAGAAAAUGAUCCCUGAUAAUGCGGUCCCACAGUCCCUUGCUGUAGCAGCACUGAAAGUGACACGCCAUUUGGCUAUUCACAAAAAAAGAAUAUAGACAAUAAAAAUGUAAACAGUAAACAAACAACCAACAUAAACUAUGUCAAUAUUAUCAGCCAUUGCAUAAUUAUGUAGCCUAGUGUAAAUGUCAGAUUCUCUCAACAAUGCAUGUCCUUAACAUCUUUCCUGAAACUUCCUUUACAUCUUUCCUGAAACUUUCUUGACUUCCCUUCUUUAUCUAGGUCAAGAAAAAGUGCUUAUGAAAAUACAUAGAAUGUAAUUUUUUGACUAUUCAACCUCAGCCUCUGUACAGUAUAUUAUCAUGUGUAUGUGUUACAACUUUAUUUUUAUUGAUG